Vanderwaltozyma polyspora DSM 70294 is the source of this 1410-nucleotide messenger RNA. RefSeq names its product Cue2p (gene CUE2). NCBI's taxonomy places the organism in Eukaryota, Fungi, Ascomycota, Saccharomycetes, Saccharomycetales, Saccharomycetaceae. The record is from RefSeq and is a predicted model, not a curated record. The coding region runs from base 1 to 1410 and encodes 469 amino acids. Gene Ontology annotation, molecular function: ubiquitin binding. The transcript has a single exon.
AUGAAUGAAGGACUGAAGCUUCUAUUUGAAAUAUUCCCCCAUAAGGAUGAACCGAGUUUAAAGGAAGCACUCGAGUCAAGCAAUGGCGAUAUAGAAUUGGCAUCAAUGAUGAUACUAAGUGAGGAAAAUAUCGAACAUGUAGAAUCUGAUUCUGAGAAACAAAAUAAAGAUCUUGAAAAUUUAUAUGAUAUGUUUCCUAAUAUCAAAAGAUCACUAAUCACAUCUAUGUAUGAAGAUAAUGCUGAUGGUAAUGAUUUAAUCCCAGAGUUGCUAAAUUUAGAUUUGUUAAAUAGGGAAUCAAUACAUGAUGAGGUCGGAUGUGAUAAUGGAAAAUGUGGUGGAGAUAAUCAGACUCAAACUAAUGGAAUUGUGAACUCCAAUAAUAAAUGGAGUGAGAGUUCUUCUGAUAUUAAAAUUAUCGUAGAUUACACAGAUGUGUCCGAUUCAAAAGCUAAACAUUAUUACUACAAGAAUAAUCAUGAUAUUAUACUUUCAAUUAUAGAUAUAAUUGAUGAAUAUUCUGAGAAAAGGGGGACAAUUGAUUCUAAUGAAUCAUCAACAAUACAUAUGACCUCUAAGAGCACCAACUGCAUAAAAAGAGGAACUGUCCAGAAUAAUAAUGGGUUCGCACAUUUUAAAGGAAAGGAAGCAAGAAAUUCCCAGAAUUUGUAUGAAGUGUUAUCAUCUGAAAAGGAUAAUACAUCUAAAACAAAUACAAUCGAUAAUGAUCAGAAUUCCAAUUUAGAAAUACAAUACAAAGUGUUCCGAUCAGAAAUCAUAAAAGGCAAUGAAUUAUCCAAAGUGAUAGAUAAUAAGGUGCUAUACAGAGUGUACUGUUUUUACAAUGGAAAUGUAGAACGAACCUUAUUGUUGGUGACCUUACUUAUAGACAAUCAUUAUACAAAUAUAACGGUUCCAGUAGAGGAAUAUAAAAAGAUAAGUGGUGUUGGCCUAGAAAUUGAACGAAAAUUUACAUUGCCUACUACAAAUAAGAUCAUAAAAAAGAAAAUUGAAAGCCCACAAAUCUUAGAAUCUACACAAUCCCACUUAACAAAUAGUGGAUUUAACUCUACAACAAGUUUCGAGGAGGCCAAAAAAAUGAUGAAAGAUAUGUUUCUGACCAGCAAGCUUGACUUUCAUGGGUUCCAACCCAAUGAAGCUAUAUCUACCUUAGAUGCAUGUUUAAAAGUAUGGUGGGAGAAGGAAGAAUCAGAGAGAGAGCUAACCGCCACAAACAAGAAAUACUCCAAAGUACUAUUUUUAAGCCCUAUAACUGUAGUAACCGGCAGAGGGAUUCACAGUAUCAAUGGUGUUUCAAAAGUUAAAUUAAGAGUUAAAAAGUAUUUGGAUGAAAAUAAUUAUCAAUAUUGGGAAGAACCGUCAUAUUUUAGAAUUGAAGGUAAAAAAUAA